Messenger RNA from Microtus oregoni (creeping vole), 950 nucleotides. It is a transcript of the gene Lrrc51, whose product is annotated as leucine rich repeat containing 51. Gene Ontology annotation, molecular function: protein binding. The record is from RefSeq and is a predicted model, not a curated record. The coding region runs from base 197 to 862 and encodes 221 amino acids. The transcript has 6 exons. NCBI's taxonomy places the organism in Eukaryota, Metazoa, Chordata, Mammalia, Rodentia, Cricetidae.
UGGGGCGUGGUGACGAAGAUAGUUACCAUGGAGUUGCGCUGAGUAACCAGCAGGCAGUGGGACGCUGAGACCGGAGGGGAACAAUCCCUGAAGCCAGUGGAAUGAAUCCCUAAUGGUGGAGUUUCAGGCUUCAGUGACAGGCUGAACCCAGACUCCCAGGGCCCAUGCUUCCACCUGAUGAAUGAUGGCCUGAACUAUGAGCAAACGGGACUGUUUGAACACUUCGGUGCAGGAGCCUCCUCUUGACUACUCCUUCAAAAGCAUCCACGUGAUCCAAGAUCUGGUAAGCGAGGAGCCAAGGACAGGUCUACGACCAGUGAAGCACUCAAAGUCAGGAAAAUCACUGACCCAGUCCCUGUGGCUCAACAACAAUGUCCUCAAUGAUCUAAAAGACUUCAGCCAGGUGGUUUCACAGCUUCUGCAGCAUCCAGAGAACCUGGCCUGGAUUGACCUCUCCUUCAAUGACCUGACUUCCAUUGACCCUGUCCUAACAACAUUCUUCAACCUAAGUGUCCUCUACCUUCACGGCAACAGCAUCAUUCGCCUAGGGGAGGUGAAUAAGCUAUCUGUCCUCCCUCGUCUCCGAAGCCUGACUCUCCAUGGGAACCCCAUAGAGGAAGAAAAGGGGUACAGAAUGAACCUAGUCUUCCCAACUCACAGCCAAGCUCCCCUCCAUUCCUUGCUGUCAGAAGAGAUAGCAGCAACUGGUAGAGGGGGGGAGUCCUACUGUGGGGGCCUGCCCCCAGCCCAAGUCUUCCCCACAGGCAGUAUGUGCUGUGCAACCUGCCCCGCAUCACCACAUUCGACUUCAGUGGAGUCACUAAGGCAGACCGCACCACAGCUGAGGUCUGGAAACGCAUGAACAUCAAGCCCAAGAAGAUCCGGAUCAAGCAGGAUGUACUCUGAGAUUUGAAGGACCCCAGCACGCCUAAUGCCCUGAGGAUGAUCAG